Lingula anatina is the source of this 6357-nucleotide messenger RNA. RefSeq names its product ubiquitin thioesterase ZRANB1. Gene Ontology annotation, cellular component: nucleus; cytoplasm. Lineage: Eukaryota; Metazoa; Brachiopoda; Lingulata; Lingulida; Lingulidae. Gene Ontology annotation, biological process: cell migration; cytoskeleton organization; protein deubiquitination involved in ubiquitin-dependent protein catabolic process. Gene Ontology annotation, molecular function: cysteine-type deubiquitinase activity; K63-linked polyubiquitin modification-dependent protein binding. The record is from RefSeq and is a predicted model, not a curated record.
UUCCGUUAAUGACGUCACGAACCUUUUGUUUGCAUUUCUACACCAUGUUCUGAGUUUGUUUUGGUUCUAAAAUACUCGUCGGGGUUAACUUCAACCUGCUUAUAAUAUUGAUUCUUUAAGGAGAACAAUUUUGUUUGGUACCCAAAGCCUUCCAUCAUGAAUGAGGGGAGGAAGUGGUCAUGCGAAUAUUGUACCUAUGAAAACUUCCCAGCUACUAAACGCUGUACUCUGUGCCGUGCUUUGCGCCCACCACAGCUCAUCAAUGAUGAGACAGUGGAACAAGAUAUCUACAAAAUGGCUCCCUUGAUUUGCCAAGAUGUGGACAAUGGGAACAUAAGCAGUGGUAGUAGUACCUCAGGGGUGACCUCUUCAGACAUUGGAAAAAAAUGGUCCUGCCAUGUUUGUACCUAUCUCAACUGGCCUAGAGCCAUUAAAUGUACACAGUGUCUUACCCCAAGACUCAAGUCUCCAUCCCCAACUUCUCCUACUCAUAGUUUUACCAAACCUCUUAGUAUAAAUGUAAAUAUAUCAGAACCCUCAGGAUCUCGAUAUGCUGCCAGACGGAACUCACCAAGCUCACCAGAGGCAACAAAGGAGCAUAACAAUGACAGGAAUAAAGCAGUUGCUGCAGCAUUGAUAAAAUGGUGCUGCAAGGCUUGCACAUAUGAGAACUGGCCUCGUUCACAGAAGUGUGUCAUAUGUGGCACAGCUCGCGGACGUUUUUCUUCAGGUACAUCAGCAGCAGAGACUGCAAGUGCAGAGGAUGGACACAUAGACUCACCUUCUAUACAGGAGAAUAGUGCUGCUUGUGAUAAUAAGAACACAAAUAGCAGCAGCAGCAGUAGUACCAGUUGUUCUAGUAGUGGUUCAAAUUUAACAAGUAGCAUAUCUGCAGUCACAAAAGGUGCUCCUCGCUCUCCUCCUGCUGCUCGUAGUGCUGAGGUGAUAGCUGGGGCCUCAGGAGGAGCCUCUGCUUCAGCUCCUUCACCCACUAUAUAUCAAGAAAAGAAUAAAGAGGAAAGAAGGCGUCUCAAGCAGAUAAGGAACCGCAUGUGUGAGAGUGACUGGUUGUGGCUGAAUGCCUGUUCUGGUGUUGUAGAAGGAGAUGCUCAGGCUGUGGAGGCUUUUAUUCAGUCAGGGGGUGACCCUGCAAGACAUUUGACAGCUGAUGAGGUGGCUAUACUAAAUAGACCUAGUGCAUUUGUGCCAGGGUACACUAUCGUUCAUCUAGCCAUACGUUUUCAACGAGAGGACAUGUUAGCAGUUUUGUUAACCAGCACAGAUGUAGCCAGUAAAGCAGCUAAACGCAUGCCUUCACAUGUCAGUCCUGAUCUGGCAGCAGAAAUAUUGCGUGAGAUUUCAUCUUCCAUCCGUCAAAGGAAAGGAGACUUUCCUUGUUACUUCCUCACUGAGUGCGCUACCUUUGCACUCCCUACAGACAUUGAAGAUCUUCCAAGGCCUGUCCAAAAACAGUUGUUUGAUGAAUUAUUAGAUAGAGAUGUUCAAAAAGAAUUGGAAGUAGAAGAGCAAAUCAUCAAUUGGAGCCAUGAGAUUACAGAGAGGCUUGGCAGUAGGUUGUAUGCUCUGUGGAACCGUACAGCUGGGGACUGCCUCCUAGACUCAGUGCUCCAGUCCACUUGGGGAAUUUUUGACAGGGACAACACAUUACGGAGGGCCAUGUCAGACAGCUUGACUGAGGGAGCUUGCACAUUCUAUCCAAGAUGGAAAGAGUAUGAGUCUGUACAGGCCCAGACCAUGCAGUUCAGUCUAGAGGAGAACCAGUGGCAGCAAGACUGGGCCAUACUUCUCAGUCUAGCUGGCCAACCAGGAGCUGCGCUGGAACAGAUCCAUAUUUUUGCAGUGGCACAUAUCCUAAGGAGACCUAUAAUUGUUUAUGGAGUUAAAUUUGUCAAGAAUUUUAGAGGAGAAAAUAUUGGAAUUGCAAGAUUUCAAGGUGUGUACCUGCCUCUGUUGUGGGAGCAGAGUUUCUGUUGGAAGACACCCAUUGCUCUGGGCUACACCAGGGGGCAUUUUUCUGCCUUAGUUGCCAUGGAGAUAGACACAGAUGAGAACGUAGGAGCUGGUGCUAAUAUAGAUACCAAUGAGGAUGCUCAAACUGCUUACUUGCCAUUGACAGACAGUGAAGGGAAGCUUCUCCCUGUUCAUUUUCUCACAGCCUCAGAGACUGGUAAAGAGGAAGCCAUUCUCAGGGACUGGUUAGACUGUUGUGUCACUGAUGGUGGAUUACUUGUUGCACAGCAGAAGUUUGGCAAGCAGCCCACACAGGUUCGCCAAAUGAUGGACGAAUGGCUGGACCGCUAUAGGAAAAUUGCUCAUGUUGUUCAGUCUCCCACAAGAUCUCAGUGCCAACAGACUUUAUCCAGUGAUGGAGAAACUGAUGACGAGUGAAGGGUGUCUUCAGAUUUUCUAACAAAAAUAAAGAGUCCUAGACCCAUGCAUGGCUCUCAUGAUAGCUGUAAAAUUUUGAAAAUGGGGGAGCUUGUGCCUCAGAUCAAGAAAGUUUGUGGCAUGUUUUAUCAUGGAGGGAGAAGUCAGUGGGUCUUACAUCAUUGGCAGCUUUCUGGUUGAUACAUCCUGGGCAUGAUGUGCUCUUCACUGAAAAGAAUCACUUUCUAAGUGUUCUUGACAACCAAUUUUUUUCUUUACCCAAUGGGUUAUUUUUUUCAGUGAUGUCUGUAUUGUAAAUGGUUGUGGCAAAGCUAUUGUUAUAAUGAUUUUAAGUGAUUGGAAACAAUUGACAGUAAUAUUUUCUUGACAUUUCUCAUUUUUGGGGGAUGGUUCAGUAAGUAGGGUUCAAUAAGGAUUCAAAUACAUCAGUGCAUAUGAAUGGACAGAGAUUAAUUAAGUCUGGUGCUUUGGCAAUGUUUUGUUCAACAAUGACAAAAUGAGCUAGGAAUUGUUAUUGAUAGAUAUUUAGAUUGGUGGUUUUUGGACAGUUUUAGAUUAUAUGUUUGAUUAUUCACCAAUUAAUACUGUUGGAUCAGUAGUUGACAUGAUGUGUGUAUUCCAGUAAGCAAAUAAUAAUAUUACAGGGAUACAUUUUAACUAUUGACAGGUUUCAUAUCUGUGUACAGGAUCGCAGUACCACUUUUUAGUUUGCUUAUGUUUUUCACAAUGCUUUUUUUCACAUUUUUAUCCCAUUAUUUGGAUGUAUAACAUAAUAGAAUCAUAGGAAUUAUACAUGUUAGAAUAUUUUAUUUAUUUGAAUGGUUAUGUAUGCUACAUGCUGCAUUAUGACCUGACAUUGUCUAAAGGAAGCCUAGUGGCACUUUGAACGUUAAUGUACCAUUACUGUAGUAGGAUGUACAAAAUCAUUGUAACAUUGAAAUUAUUUGCUGUACUUCAUAGAGAGCAGACUGCACUGGACUAUAGUGAUCUGUUUGCAAAUAUCAUCUACAUCAAUAUCAGUUGCAUGUUUUGGUUCUAAGACUAAUAGUAAAUUUACAUUGUUUUCUAUUAGUUAUCAGUAUACAGUGUAAUGUUUCUUAUAGAAAACCCACUUCCGAAACAUUUUCAUUUGACAAUAUAAUAGAAUACAUAUAAAGAUAUUUGACUUUGUGUAUGCAAUUUAAGCCAUCAACAUUAUUAUUAUUAUUAUUGAGAAAGUAAAGUACUGUGACAAUAAUAAUAAUAAUUAUAAUAAUAAACUUUAAAGAGGGUAAAACGUGUUAAGUAACCAGAAUAACCAGUUAAAUGAUUUAGUCAUGGAAUAGAUUGUAUAUCAUAACCUCAUAACAUACAUUUAUUGUUUGUCCAAGAUGAUAUGCAACCAUGUAAAGUAUAUACGCUGUAUCUCAUUUUGUAUCAUAUACCUCUGUUUUAUUUGAAAAGUACAUGGAUUCAUUCUGAAUUUAAGUAAGGUGGUUAAACUGGUGUUGAUUAUGAACAUGCAAACCUUUGUGUGUGCUGUUCAUUAUGUAAAUGAUGCCUGUUGGAAAGGUAUUUGCAAGCAACCGUCUCACCUAACACAUUUCUUCCAAUAAUAAUAAUGGUCUUUUCAACACCACAGCUAUUAGAAAUGUUCAUUCUUCCUGACCUGUAUUUUUAUUGGAAAUGAGUAUUUGAGUGUUUUCAGAAAUAUGUGAAAAAUUUGCCUGUCACCAGCAUUUGCUGAUGUCUUUCAAAUGAUUUAGUCUGAAUUCUGUAUACGAGUACCCCUAUCAAACAGCAAACCUGAAUUUGUGCAACAGAAAGGAUAAAGUUUUUUUUUUGUGUUUUGUCUGGUUCUGCUAUAACCACUUUUCACAUUAUCCACCAUUAUAUAUGUAAGCACCUCAAAAUGCUCCACAUAUAUGUAUAAACAUAACCUAGCAUACAGAUAUUUAUGAUACUUCAUAUAUCUAUGGGAUUUUGGUGCUUCAAGUGAUAUUUUUUGCAUCAUGUGGAGAACAUUUGCAUUUGCAAAUUGUAAGGUUCUCUCUCACUUAGGCCCCUUUUCACACAGAGCGAUAGUUUUCUGCAUUGCUGUAGUUAGAGAGAUUGGCAAAUUAAUAAUGGUAUGAAAAUUAUGCAAUAUGCACUUAAACAGAGCCACCAUGCUUAACAAGGCCAGUUAACCCAGUGAAUUUUGACUGAUGCAUAAGGGCUUGCGAAAGGGGGUACCUACAUUCCCCCCGAUUGAAAUUUUAUGCUAAGAAAAUUUGAACUGGUGUGGUACAGAAAACUACUGCUCAAUGUGAAAAUGGCCUUAGUUUCUAGACUUGAUAGUAUGUGUUGUUGAGGAUAGCUCAAACGGGCUUUGCAUUAAAGUAGAUAGAACCAGUGGUUGUUUGAGGUUAAGUCUACCUUCACUUUUGUGUUGAUUUGCAACUUGGGUGCAAUAUUGUAUUUAGAAUGAUAAUAUAUAUUAUAUAUAUAUUAAGAGAAUGCAUGUCAGUUUCACAUGCAUUCUCUUAUAUUAUGAUUUAUGAGUUUUUUAGUUUUUGUGGUGCUGCACUUGAAAGACUUUUCAUAUAAUUUCACUUUCAUAACAUAUGGCACACCCCUCUUCAUUUGGCAAUAUAUUAUUUCAAAUCCAUUUUGACGUGAUUAGUUGUAACAUUGUUUGAUACACUGAAAUAUGAUUUGGGUUUCCUUCUCAUACAGAUGUAUCAGCAUCUUACAGAAUGUUACUAAGUAGAUGGUUGAAAGGAAUCAAAAUUUUGCAUCCUUUUGUCACAAGCAUUUCUGGAUUGAAAAUAAUUACCAGCGAUAGAUGUGACACAAUGUCACCUUGGUCCAGUCAGCUUAGUUUACCUAUGUGGCCUUCUUUUUAGACGAGGCUCUACUUAAACAAAUGACAAGCAUAUACCAGCCUUCAAAUAAGGCAUGAUAAAAUCUAACUUUUGGAUUGAAGAAUCAAAUCUGCUUAUCUAGUUCAAUAAUUUAAUAAGAAUCGCUCAUGAUAUUUCUACAUGCCACACCAAUGGUACGCACUUAAUUAGCCAAAUUAUAGUGCAUUUCCUCCAACAUUUCAUAGUCUGUAAUUUGCUUGCCCAUGUAUAUUUAUAAAUCUGUCUUAAUAUUAAACCAUGUUUACUUUGGUGCUCAUUUGUGCAUGUAAGUGAAACAGGUCUCCAUAAGCUCCAAGAGUAUAGCAUAUAAUGGUCCACUUCACCAGCAAAAACAAAUAAAUGAAUACCAAACCAUAUCUUAGAAAUCAUCUUUUUAUUAGUUAAUACAAAUAUUAAAUAAAAGAAUUAAUCUAUGAAAUAUUGCUUCAAUUUAAAACAUUUGAAAAAUGAGAUACUGGCAAUAGUCACCAAUGCACACGUAAAUGUGUCAAACUAGUUUUAGCGUUGUAAAUUAUACUACAAAUAAGUGCUUUUGCUUAAUUAAAUGGAACUGGAUUUCAUAUAAAGUAUUUUUUUUUUAUUUAAAGCAUGUUUUUCAGUGUAAAUAACAUGGAUGAAAAAACAAACUGAUAUACAGUAAUAUGGCUGAAUUACAUUUCACCAAAAAGUAAGGUUAUUUUGUGCAUUUAAUACUGAGACAAACAGCUUCGAACAGCCCAAAAAAAUGCUAAGCUUUAAUGAUUGACUAAUAAGUUCAUGUCCCACUACUCUUUUGAUUACUAAAUUUAUAUACACAUUCUAAAUGUUUAUAGAAAACUGACUAAAUCAAUUCCAUAAUGUCUGUUCUACACCUUUUGACAAAAUGAUCACGCAGAAAAAGUUACUUGAAAGAGAAGCAAUUGCAAAUUUACAAAAGGUGAUGUAUCUUAAUCAUAGACUAGUGUCCAUUCAUCCAAAUUCAACAUGUUGUAAUAUACAAUAUUAAAUUUUUUAUGAAACAUUAAGUAAUUGAGGUCUGAUAUCAAUUAAUUUCUGCCAUGAUCAACCUGAUAUACAUGUACAU